AUGCAUUUUUUGGAGAUCCAUUUAGUUCGAGAAGCGGUAGCCACUCGGCUGCAGAUCGAGAAGUCGCUUUUGCGUUUUAUUCAGAUUGUAAUUCGACUUCAACAGGGACUUCGGACCAAACUGAUAACCUGCCAGCUCUUCCGUAUAGCAGUACUUUGGGUUAUUACUCCACCGAAGACUGGGGAGGUGCAUCGAACACCAAUUGGCGAACAGAUUUGCAAACUGGGCGCGAUCGUGCUAGCUCUUGGUGAGGUUUGGUGCUUACCUGGUGGUGGCUCAGCUCUCGUGGUUCCGUGUGGUUUGUGGUUGCUGCUGUACCCGUUCCGGGGCUGCGCCACUGGUCGCGAUUGCGCCUCGCCGAUUUGCUCUACUCCUUUGGCCAUGCAAUCGAUGAUACCGAAACGCGAAAUCGGUGCUCUCCAAUUCCUUAAAAGCAAUCCCGAGUACGAUGGGCGCGGUACUGUCAUUGCUAUCUGGGACACAGGAGUGGAUCCUACUGCCCGAGGGCUUCAGAUCACCUCGCACGGGGAACCAAAAAUUAUCGAUUUCAUUGAUGCUAGCGGUUCUGGAGAUGUAAAUAUGCUGGCGACCUUUAGAAUCACCGAUUCAUGGAGAACCAUCACCACUUUGACCGGUCGUGUUGUCUCUAUUCCACGCCAUUGGAAACCAGCAGACGGGUUGAUUCGUGUCGGUGUGAAAUCGGCUGCGGAAAUCUUUCCUGCAGCCCUAUUGGACCAACUUCGAGUGGAGACAGCGGAUCGUUACUGGCGCCCAACGAUACAAAGACUCUGUGAUUAUCUAAAAGAAGCUUCUAGCUCUCCACCCACACAAAAUAUCUCAUUACCGAAUCCAGUAACUAAUGAAGAUUCUGCUGCUGAUUGCAGAUCUGAAAAGAGUCAGACCGAUCGAAAUGGAGCCUCGUCUGCGGUCAGCUUCGUUUCCUGUAGGGAGGAAGUGGAGGAGCAAGAGAAAGAGCAAGGCGAAGUCGGUAGGGAGGGGAAGUCAGAACUGAAGGUUCCCUCGAUUCGCCCUGGCGCUGCGCCCAACUUUGGCUCCUUUCGGGAAUGGUUGGAUUCUGUUGAUAAGACCAAGGACCUGACUGCAUUGAAGGGAAUGGAGCGUAUUUUGGCCAUGCUGAACGACCAGCAGGAGUACUUUGUGCCCGUUUUCGAUUGCUUCGUUUUCAAGGGCGAGGAUGGCGAUUUCGUUGCAUGCGUGGACGUCAGUCCCUACGAGGAGACUCCUACGAAUCUUGCAGACAUGCCGUUAUUAAAGGACUUCAGCAUUGGUCGACAAGUGGCUCACUUCGGCAAUGACACCCUCCUCUACUUUACCGUCAAGAUUCUUGACGGGGGGAACCUUCUCCAGAUAGUAACGAAUUGCGGUUCCCAUGGGACUCAUGUGGCAGCAAUUGCGGCGGCGUACUUUCCGCCCUCCGAGAACUGCAAAGAUGACGAAGCCUCUAAAUCCUCCCAUCUUCCAGAAGAAGCCAGUCAGAAUGGCGUGGCACCUGGAGCUCAGAUAGUUAGCAUCAAGAUUGCUGAUACUCAUCUGAUGGGCAUGGAGACUAAUACGUCCCUCCUUUGUGCUUUAAAUUGGACUACCAAGCUAAAGUGUGACAUCAUCAAUUACAGUUUUGGGGAGAAAUCCUUUCUGCCGAAUUUCGGACGCAUCUACACUCACCUGACACAGUUCGUGAUGCACACCAACGUGGCCUUCGUCACCUCUGGGGGUAACGGCGGACCCGCUCUAGGCACUGUGGGCUCGCCCGGCGGUGCUGUUGAUGGUCUAAUUGGUGUAGCUCCCCUCCUGUUCCCCAAAAUGAUGGAGUACAUGUAUUGUCAACCAACGUGGAACAUUAAUUGUAGCAACAACAAGAACAAUGAAAAUACAACUGUACACAGUGAUAUUGUUGCUGACCCCAGAACCAUUUCCAGCGACUCAGCCAACGAAUUGACCAAUCCCAUGCCCUCGGCCUACACAUGGGGCUCCCGGGGGCCUUCACCCGAUGGGCAUAUAGGACUUACUGUCGCGGCUUGUGGAGCCGCCGUGGCUGACGUCGCGGCAUGGAAGUGCAGUGCGUUUGACCUUCUCAAUGGCAGCUCUAUGAGCAGUCCCUCAGUGGCUGGCGGUUUUGCUCUGGUACUAUCAGCCCUGCGUCAGAGCGAGUUCCAACCGUGCCUUCGAGUGCCCUUCAUUCUGUGGCGAGCUGCAAUCUUCGCCUGUGCAAAACCUCUCUCCCACCUCACUCCCUUGGAACAGGGGGCUGGGCUCUUUCAGGUGGAAGCCACUUACGAGUUUCUGCGGGACAUCAUUAGACCCGAACCAGCCCUAUCACCACCACUAUCACCGGUUAAUCAACUAGAGUCGCUACGAGCCUCAGGGACACCGUCAGCCCCGGCUGAUGGUGGCCUUGCUCAGCUUAGCCGAUUUUCAGGCUGGCGACUAAGCUGUCACGUCAGCGGUCCUGGAUGCAUUGUGGAGAACUCCAAGGGUCUUCACAGUCGUGGGAUUUGGCUUCGACGAGGUUGGUUACCGUUCUACCACCACUGUAAUGAUGGUGUCCAGUCCGCUCCUCCUAAAAUGUCCUACACUGUCCAUCUGGAACCACAAUUUUGCACUACCAUCUCAGCAGAGUUUCGGCGCGAUUUCAGUCUGAAUCUCAGUGUACAAGUGGGAUACCAGCAGUCAAACUCCGGCGACGACAUACAGCGUCCGAAUUGGUUGCAUAUCGCGCCCUUUGUGAUGCUAGCCAGUCGCAGCCGCACUUUGCCCCUCUUCAUUGAUCCCACCGCCUUCGAGAAGGCGUCCACAGGGGUUGUGGAAUUUAACCCUCCAUCACGAGUACACCACACGUGUGUAGCUUUUGUCAAUGCAGAUUCGCCGCAACACGAGGUGUUGGCUCUCCUGCCAAUCACGAUUCAGUUACCCGCGGUAACACACUUUGACGUCGACAACGGGGUGUAUAGCUUUAAACUGUGCGGCGACUUCUCCUACACCCAGAAGGUCUGUCGUUGGUUUGUUCGCAUUCCUCGUGGCUCCACGGCUGGAGUUCUGCGACUUCGUCGCGUGGAUUCUGAUGGAGACGUUCCCUGUGCCUUCACCAUCUCCAUCGUACAACCAACGCCGCUGGGGAGCGUGCAAGGUACAGGCUACGAGGUGGUGCAUCGGCGAAUCAAUCUCGUCAGUCGCACGGCCGGCGGCGUCGGUCUGACGGGGCGCAACGAGCCGCCAUCCGCCUAUGAGGCUGCCUCUGCCGACUUUGUCUUCGCUUUCGCCAUAGAAUGGGUGUGCGACUGUGUGGAGAUCACUGUGGCCCAGCAUCACGGCUGUGACACGCCCACCGCCUGUCGUAUUAGUGGACGGUUGGAGUUUCAUGGGCUGGAAGUAAGACCGGGGAAGCUUGUCUUUCACUCCUGCCAAACUUACUUCCCCGUUUCUUUGCGCUCGAAUUUCGGCCUUGAAAACAUAAAAUUCGACCUCGAGUCAAAAUACUGGAUACAGCCUGUCAGACCAGCAUCAUCCUCACGCUGCUACCGAAAGUUGGUCGCCUAUGAGGAAGGCUCACUGGGCCUUCCAGGGGUUCACUGUCUCUCCCUCAUCUACAACUUCCACUUCAAAACGGAUGGCGCUGUCUUCGAUUUUCGACGUCUCACCUCACUGCUCUACGAGGCGGAUGUUGUGCAGGUUGUCUAUCAUCUCUAUGACGGCUGUGGGCGCUUCAAGGGGGCUGGGUCCUAUCAGUCGAUCGCCAAUCCAAAGUACCGCUUCAAGUUAGCCAAAGGACCCCAUCAACUCAUUGCGAUGAUCCUCUAUGCCGACACUAUGAAGGUCUCCUACACCGCAAAGGAGUCUGAUGCAUUAGAUAAGCUGGCUCACUAUCCCCUCCUCGUUCGUUGGCCUCUUGCUGCUUCUAACGCUUCCUCAACCUGCAGUGCCUCCAACUCCACCUCCUCCGAAGGUUCAACUAGUUGUCAAUUCGUUUUGGAGGUCUCCACGAGUCUGGCCACUUUAGCACUGGUGGAUGUGGACUACGAGCGGACCUGUGCACGGUUCACUCACAACAGUAAUGGUGGUUGUGGUGAUGAAACCGUUGGGGAGGACGGAGGAGGCGAUGACCAGAAUGCCAAUUUGAAGUCCCCCAAGAGGGAUCCAAUAUUUGGAAAUUUGCAGAAGUUUCCCACAGUACCUGGACACCUCGCUGCUGGAGAAUGUGUGACAGAGGUCUUUGGGGUGGUUGAGGAGAAUUUCGCUCCCUACGCCAUAUCGGGUUCUUACUUCGAGGGCCGGGUGGCCUACUACGACAAUCGCGACCUCAAGAAUACCGUUAAACUACCUCUCGAAGUUUACGUGGGUCCUCGAGACAGCGGCGGUGCUACCACGCCACCGACCUCGAAAGCGCCCGUCGGCAGAGGUGUAUUCGGUCUGCGCGCCAGAGAUGUGUGGCUGCUGCGGUGGAUCGCAAAUGCUCAUUUCGGUCUCAGUGGCACGUCAAAUUGCUGGGUGACGCCGUAUGAAACCAAUAGUUUGUCCAAGUCUGCAUCAUCCAAGGAACGUAAAAAGAAAAACGGGGGGAGCAGCAACAACAGUACCAUCGGGAGCAACAAUAAGACGAAGGAGAGCGGCACAAACAUCUCCCACUACGUGACCGCACUGCUAAACGCAGGAAGCGAUGCCACGAACACAGAUCGUGCGGCAGUAUGGAAAGCGGUGAAUGCGGCCAUGGCGGAUCUAGUCACCGCCGCCAAAACCGCUGGCCCAGACGAACACCUGAGCUACCUACUCCCCUCUUCUUUCACCUGCACCGAAGAAGAAGAUGAUGAUGGAGGGAUUGGGGCCAUUCCACUGCUAGUUGGCGCGUCAUCAUCUACAGUGGCAACGGCGAUAGCACCAGGAGUGGAAGAGCUACAACCUGGCUUUUGGCUGGCCCACCUCUUUGUGCUUCAUCCGCAGUUGCCGCUAUUGGAUGCAUUAAUGCGUCUGGCAUUUGAGUUGGGGCCGCCCACAGUAAAGGGAGGGCCGUCACCUGCAGGCAUCGUGAACACAAAGCACCCAGACCUUACACAUGAGAAGGUCAUUAUGGACUGCGCCAGCAUCGCUUUUCCUUGGAUGGUUGAGCAACUCAAACGAAUGGGCUUAGUCGGUGUGGCUGGACGACUGGCGCGUCAGAUGCCGUCACGGUUCUCCACGUUCGAUUACACCCUUGUGCUUUCUCGUCUACCCGCAAGUGCGCCUCCCACCUCGCCAUCUUCUUGA
Messenger RNA from Echinococcus granulosus, 5256 nucleotides. Its product is annotated as Tripeptidyl-peptidase 2. Gene Ontology annotation, molecular function: tripeptidyl-peptidase activity; serine-type endopeptidase activity. Lineage: Eukaryota; Metazoa; Platyhelminthes; Cestoda; Cyclophyllidea; Taeniidae. The coding region runs from base 1 to 5256 and encodes 1751 amino acids. The transcript is spliced from 30 exons. Gene Ontology annotation, cellular component: cytosol. The record is from RefSeq and is a predicted model, not a curated record. Gene Ontology annotation, biological process: proteolysis.